UGCCAUGAUCUAAGAGGGUGUGUAUUGAGUCGUUCCAAGUUAUCACGAUAAUUUUACCCGUGGAAUGGAUUUCUCUUCCUGCUCACGGUAAUUAAAAGUUUGUAUAGGUGACCACAGAGGAGGAUCUUGUCAGGUUUCUUCUGUGUCUCUGCUAGUUUGUGAUGAGUGGCAGCUCCUCUGCUACUCUCACAUCAUUACCUCUUCAAAAUGCUAGUGGCAAUGAAGACACUGAAUCAAGAGGUGGUGAGAUGGAGGUUGAUAGUUUGUUGCCAGGCAGCAACUUGGUGAUAUCCUCAGUGUCAAAACCAUCCAACCUAAUCAUGAACGCCACGGCAACUUCCCCUUCAUUGUCUUCUCCCUUUCCUUCAAGUUCUGUGAAGCCAAACUCUCCUGAUGCUGUGUCAUCCUCGCCUGGCUUUACUAACCCAAUAUCCGAUCCACCUGCAAGGCGACCUCCACCACCAUCGUUUUGUGCUCACCAGCCCGCGGCAAAAAGGGCUCGCUACGAUGGUUGUUUACUUGGUAACAAGCCUGCUAGUUCUGCUGAGGUGUGUCAAGCCCUCAUUCGUUGGAAGCGCGGUAAAAUGGAGGCCGUUAGAGACUCCUAUAAUGGUCAUAUUACAGAGUAUUUUUUUAUGGAUCACGACGGAAAUCUCAUGGAUAUUAACAAUUGGUUGAAACGUCCUACUCCUGAACUUCUGGCUUAUCACAAAGAACACAGGCUAGAAGGUGACACUACAAACCUCAAUACCAGGGUCAAAGACUCCUUGUUCAAAUUAUCUGCAAGCAGCUUAACUAAAAAGGAUGAUCAGCAAGAUCAGAUGGUUGAAAAAGCUCGUCAUGAAGCUAAUGUUGUUGCUCGUAUUGCCCAACUCCGGAAAGAGGGUUUGUGGACUGAAAAACGACUACCUAAAGUACAUGAACCUGCAAGACCAAAAUGCCAUUGGGAUUAUUUGCUUGAGGAGAUGGUGUGGCUCAGUGCUGACUUUGCUCAAGAACGAAAAUGGAAGAAAGCUGCUGCCAAAAAGUGUGCAAAGAUGGUAACUAAAUACUUUCAAGAUAAGGAGCUGGCAGCAGAGCGUGCUCAGAAAGAAGAGGAAAUGCGGUUAAGAAAAAUUGCUGCCUUCAUGGCUCGUGAAGUUAGAACAUUCUGGAGCAAUGUGGAAAAACUUGUCCAUUACAAGAUCACCAGCAAGCAUGACGAAAAAAAGAAGAUAGCUUUGGACCAGCAACUAUCAUUCAUUGUAGAUCAAACUGAAAAAUAUUCUGGGAUGUUAGCAGAAAGUAUGAAGAGGCCUACAGAUUCUUCUGCUUUGUCCACUCGCUCUGAGACUCCUUCUGUUGGUAGCUUAUCAGAUGACGAGUUUGAACCUGUGAGUAAUUCUGAUGACGACGAGGCUACGAUCGCCCAGGAAGAUGAUGACCCAAGCCAGCAAGCUGCUGAAGUGCAGUUGCUGCAGCAGGAGAGUGGACAGACCAUCGAUGACUUGCUGACGAGCCUUCCACCUGAAUAUCUCGCCUCUCUCAGAGCACAGGCUGGCCAACAGUCUGAGGAUGAGCAGAAUGCCGACCAAGAGGACUGUCCGAAGGCUUCCUGUUCUUCAGAGCCUGAUGACGCUGCAGUUUCUUCAAGCACAGCUCCUGAUCACUCAUUCACAAGAUCAGGCAGGAAAAGAAAGCACAGUGCAUCUACUAUUGUCUCGGAAGAAAAUCAGGAAAAUACAGCGGAUGUGGCUCCCAAGGCUGCUGAUGGAGAAACAGCCACUAAAGUUGAUGCAGCAAUAAAACCUGACGAGGUUGCGGAAGAUCAGGCGAUGGACGUGGAUGACCAGGAAUAUGUUGCCAAAGAUGAAGAGGAUGACGAGGAAACACUGGCUGAGCAGGAACAACACGAGGGGCAGACUGACUAUAAUAUGGAAAUAGCAGAAUUACAGGCAGACAAUGAUCUUUCAUUGGAAGAUCUGCGCCGCAAAUAUGCAGGUUCUCCUUCCAUUACCCUGCCUUCAGCACCUCCUUCAGACGAUGAAGAUGAUGAAGAAGAAGAGGACGACGCUUCCACGGAAGCUGGUGCUUCCCGACCCUGCUCUGGUGAUCCUGCAACUGCUAGUGAUGUCGAUGAUGAAGGUGAUAGUGAUGAUGAAGGCCUCACCGGGUCUGAGGAUGGUGAAUCUGAUGACGAUGAAGGCGUUGGGCUCAAGAGUCUGCUUGAGGAAACCUCGUUGCCCAGCGACAGCAAAGCAGCUGAGGACGCAGCGGACGUGGAGCUGGAGCAGGCAACGGCUGUGGCUGAAGCCUUGCAGCCAAAAGGCUUCACGCUCAGCAGCACGGCGGUCACGACGCCCGUACCGUUCCUGCUACAGCACUCGCUCAGAGAGUACCAGCAUGUCGGAUUGGACUGGCUUGUCACCAUGUAUGAUAAAAAUCUCAAUGGCAUUCUUGCGGACGAGAUGGGUUUGGGUAAAACAAUCCAAACGAUUUCGCUGCUCGCUCAUCUGGCGUGCGAGACCAGCAACUGGGGCCCUCACCUAAUCGUCGUGCCCACCUCAGUCAUGCUCAACUGGGAGAUGGAGCUCAAGAAGUGGUGUCCUGCCUUCAAAAUACUCACCUACUUCGGCACUCAGAAGGAGAGAAAGAUGAAGAGAACUGGUUGGACCAAACCUAAUGCAUUCCAUGUGUGUAUUACAUCGUAUAAAUUAGUUAUUCAGGAUCACCAAAGUUUUAGAAGGAAGAAGUGGAAAUAUUUCAUCCUAGAUGAAGCACAAAAUAUUAAGAAUUUUAAGUCUAAGCGCUGGCAGCUGCUGCUCAACUUUCAAAGUGACAGGCGUCUGCUGCUGACCGGGACACCCCUGCAAAACAACCUGAUGGAGCUGUGGUCGCUGAUGCACUUCCUGAUGCCGCAUGUGUUUGCCAGCCACAGGGAGUUCAGGGAAUGGUUCAGUAACCCCGUGUCAGGCAUGAUACAAGGCAACAGCGAGUACAAUGAUAACAUCAUCAAACGCCUCCACAAGGUGUUGCGACCCUUUAUUCUGCGGCGACUGAAGAGCGAAGUUGAGCAACAGAUGCCUAAGAAAUACGAGCACGUCGUCAUGUGUCGCCUCAGCAAACGCCAGCGCUUCCUUUAUGAAGAGUUCAUGUCGCGUACCAAGACGAAAGAAACUCUUGCCACUGGAAAUUUCCUGAGUGUUAUCAACGUGCUGAUGCAGCUGCGUAAAGUCUGUAACCACCCCAACUUGUUUGAAGAGCGACCCACCGUCUCGCCCUUCAUGAUGGAGCCUCUAUCUAUCUCAGCGCCGUCCUGUUGCUGGAGCAUUGCUGCCUACGAUCCUUUUAAACACGUGGACCUGUUCAGCCUGAACCUGCUUCUUUGUGCGCUCGAGUUGACACUGACUGCGUUCGCCGCACACCGUGUGCGGCGCUUCCAAUGUCCUCAGCGUGUCAUAGUGGACAUCGACAGCGCGCCCCUGCCCCCGCCCAGAUGUCCUCCCGGCAAAAUCAGACUGCACGUACGACAGUCCAACAAACCUAGCAGCAUCAGUCAAGUCCCCUCGAGCAGCACCCACCCUCUACCGACCGCUGCUGCUGGAGCUAUGAAUCGGCCACGACCUGCACCGUCAUCCACACCGGGCAUCGCGCCUGCAGCUGCCACCGUGACUAACAUCAGCACGGCUUCCAACGUGCGGUACCAGCUCAUCCAGCACCAGGGCGCACUUAAAGCAAUCCCGAUUGCCGUGAACUCGGGUGCGGUUCGUGCCGGUGUUCCUGUCAAUCGAGUGUCAGGGUCUGGGGCCAAACCCGUCGCAGGGAGCGGACAGCAGCUGCAGGGACUGCAACUCAUGCACACCGCGUCUGGCCAGCUGCUGCUCACCACCGCCACACGACCACAGCAAACCGGCACUGCACCUGCUGCUGCACCUACCUCACUGCAGGGUGUGAGCACGAGCGGAGCGACUGCUCUACUUCAGAAGAUCCAGUCCAUCCAGGGUUUGAAGAGCCUGCAGGGCUCCGUGCUCACGCUGGGUCCUGGAGGACGACCUGUGUUGCGGUUACCGCCCUCUGCCGCCGCCCUCAAGCCCACGACCGCCGCUCCUCUCACUCAGACCGCUACUGGAGGGGUACAAGUGCGUUCUACUCCUCAGAGCACCCCUCAGAGCACGCCUCAGAGUACACCCCUUCCUACUCCCAUGCCCUCUCCCACCGGCAAUGGCAGCCCGGCCGGGCCGGCGUCGGAGUCGCGGUCGCCAGCUCGUGGGUUUCGCGGCGCCGGCGUCUCGCCAGCGAAAAAUUCCAAGCAGGACGAGCGAAAGCGCAGUAUAUUUUACCUGAGCGACUUGGAAGAGGCACGUGCAGAAGCUCGUCGAGCCAAGCUGCUCACACUCGCACGCCUGAACACGCGUCGCUGCCGCGCGUGUCCCAUCUAUGGUGAGGACCUGAUCGAGGCGGUGACGGUGCCACAGCCGCUCAACGGCCUACUCUGGUCAACACAAUCUGCCAUGCAACCGCUGGCGUACACUAACGAACAGCGACUUGAUCAUAUGAAGGGUAUACUGGACCGGUUCGUGUUGUGCGUUCCCGCGGUGGUGAGCAGCGCCCCGCAGCUCCUGCUUCAUCACCCCGACCCUUCAGAGGUGAUACGGGAGCGCCACACGCAGCAGCAGGUCAUGAAGCUCCUCAGUCCUGAAGCCGUGCGGCAUCAUUCCAUCAUCAACAGUCAGCUCACGCAGUUCCCUGAUCCUCGGCUCAUUCAAUAUGAUUGUGGCAAACUGCAAACUCUUGAUCGUCUUCUGCGCACCUUGAAGACCGAUGGUCAUCGCGUUCUGAUCUUCACGCAAAUGACUCGCAUGCUGGACGUCUUUGAAUCCUUCCUGAAUUACCACGGUCAUAUUUACCUCCGGCUCGACGGCACUACCAAAGUCCAGGACAGACAGGUGUUGAUGGAACGUUUCAAUCAAGAUAAGAGAAUAUUCUGCUUCAUCCUCUCGACGCGGUCUGGAGGCAUCGGCGUCAACCUCACGGGUGCAGACACUGUCAUAUUCUACGACUCUGACUGGAACCCGACUAUGGACGCUCAGGCCCAGGAUCGUUGCCAUCGCAUUGGCCAGACCCGUGAUGUCCACAUCUAUCGCCUAAUUUCUGAGAAGACAAUAGAAGAAAACAUUCUCAAAAAAGCCAACCAGAAGCGUAUGCUUGGCAACCUUGCAAUCGAAGGCGGCAACUUCACAACUGCCUUCUUCAAAGAGCAAACUAUUCAAGAGUUGUUCAGUGUGUCAACCGACGCUGACGCGACACAUCGCAUGGCUGAGCUGCUUGACAAGCCUGCUGGAUCUGCUGGUGCGGACGCCUCACCUGACUCCGUUGUUCCCAUCAAACCAGGUGCCUUGGAGAACGCACUGGCGGCGGCAGAGGACGAGACUGACGUGGUGGCUGCACGCUACGCUAUGGCUGAGGCAGCGGCCGAUCUCGCCGAGUUCGACGAAAACAUUCCCCUCAAUGAGGACAGUAACCCCAGUACCUCGGGCGCUCCUGGUGCUGAGGAACCCAGUAAAGUCCAGCUGGAAAUCAAUAAACUCAUGUCCCAGUUGACUGGCGUGGAGAGGUAUGCCAUGAACGUGCUGGAGUGCGCAGACGAAGGCAUCGCUUUGGAGCAGCACCGCCUCGACCAGCAGCUGGAACAGCAGAAGAAGGAGUGGGAGCUGGACAGGCAACGUGCACUCAAGACCACAGAUCCGCUUCAGGGGCACGGCGAGAAGCGGGCUCGAGACGUGCUAGACGAUGACGACGAUGAUGGUCCUCUCACUGUUGGUGCUGACCAGCUGUGGCUUCCCGUGGUUGACAUGAAGGGACUGGACGUGUGGCUUCCUCCUACGCCACCUAGGGGGACUGGGGACCGUUUCGUGGACCUGAGUCCCCCAGGCUACGUGAAGGAUCUCAUGACGGAGAGCGCCCUCCCUCCUGUCACGUUCAGGGCGCCGAGGCACAAGCGCAUGAGGAUCGCUCCAGCAGGCAACGAAAGUGACCGGUCACGUCACUUGGAGGAGUCGUUCGUCGCGCCGCGAUCUCUGUUCGACCGCGCGGGCGUCGUGAGCAGCAACACGAUACGCUUCAAGCGCGAGUUCACCCUGGCCAAGUUCCGCAACACUCCGCGAGGCGCGGCGGUCUACAGAUCUGCAGGAGGAGCUUGUGCACUAGGCAGCGGCGCCCUCAAGUCUUCAGACGACGCUUGGCUGGAGUGGAGUCAGCAGGAGGACGCCACAAUCUUGCUCUUCAUUUCAAUGUGCGGGCUGGACUCUCCGAACCCUGGCCACACCGUCAACUGGGACUUACUAGCUGAUCAAGUGAACCGUGUCUCGCGGUCCUACCGCAGCCCUCGGGCGUGUCGGGCUCGGCAUGACUUUUUCCUGACGAAGGUGCCUACCCUCGCUCAGAAGGACGGCGCAGCUCCCGCUGUCUCCACCACCGACAAUGUCAGACUAGUAGCUCUUGCUUCGGCGGGUAUGGCUAAUCGCGGCCAUCCUAAAACAACCAAGAGCCGUGGUGCCGGCAGCGGAGGUGGUAGUCUCGCAGACAACACUGACUUCGCAACGGAAUCAGCUCGUCGCUUCGAGGCAGCGAAACAAGCCAAGCUACAACAUGCAUCUAAAGCCAAAUCCCUUGCCGCCGUUGGCGCUGGCCUACGCACUACUAAAAGCUCGCCUGCCAUAUCUCCGACAGGCGUCGUCUGGGAAGUUCCACUUACUCCUGAGCAGGUAGCAGCCACGCGCCCAGAAAGGAUAAAAGAAAAAGAGAAACAGAAACUUUUGGAACAGUCAAGAUUGCAACAACAGCAACAACUACAGCAGCAACUCCAGCAGCAACUUCAGCAGCAAGUCAUCCAACAACCGACCGUUCAAGUGACUGGAGGUGCUGUGGUGCAGCAAUCACAGCCUCAGCAAGUCGUUUCUCAGCCCCUUCAGCAACAAUCUGUUACGCAACAGCAACAUCUGGGAACUGCAACACUUCACCACCAUCACCAACAACAAAUAAUUGGAAAUGUUGUGAGCAGAAAUGCUGUCGUAGUUUCUUCAGCUGGCACCAACACUGUGAGUGGACUGCUAACCACCGCUGCUACUAUUACUGGAACUGUUCCACUUUCUGGAACCGUGGUGACUCCGGCAAUUGGAGCGACCAGCGCGACCAGUACUGUUGUACCUCCGGCGUCUACUAACCUGGGUACUCCUCAGGUAGUAACGGUUGCAUCGCUGGCAUCAGGUCUCAUUGCAACGGCAAACAUUGCAACCAGCAGCAAUACUUCAACAGCUGGCAUCUUACUUCCGUCCAGCAGCGCGAACGUGCGCUCUAUAGCCGCGUCUGUUCCAUUAGCCGUAUCGUCCAUCGGAACUACCGCCCGCAGUGCUAAGCUCACCGCCGCGUUACAGGAACUCAGACCGCAAGGGACACAAGGUGCCACAGUUGUGAGCAUGGCGUCGUUGGCGCAGAUACAAGCUGCUGCCAAGUUUUCCCAGCCAAUCCAGGUGACGGGCAUACAAACCAAAGCAGGAGUCUCCGGACCGCGCACUAUCACACCAAGCCAGCUAACCUAUAUUCAUCCUCAGCAGGCGAUCAAACGCCUACAAAUCGGAACGGGCACCACCUCUGGCCAGAAGCUUCCCGUUGCGGUAUCAGGGUCCAAUCUUCAGGGUAUCACCGCCAUUCAAGUGUCACAGGCUAGUCGAAGUCAAAUUAUCAAACACGGUGGCGCUGCAGUCGUGUCGGUGACAACUUCCGCCGCUGCUCUUCAUCCCCAGCAGACAAAGACUAUCACCAGGACAGUCUCUGAAGCAGAGAUGAACGCAAUUAUCCGCAGGCAACAACAACAACAGCAGCAUGCAAAGACUAGCUCACUCACACAGGUUGGGAGUAUCGCACUGAGCAGUGCCAAUGCCAGCAUCCUAGCAUCAGGCGGCAGCAUCAUCAGUACGGGGAGCAGCAACGCCACCAUCCUGAAGGCUGCCGGUACUGCCUCUGGGGGCGCCCAAACAACCUCUACCGGCAUUGCACUGAAUGCAAAACAGCAGUUGCAGCAGCGCGUAACUGCCGCGACGACUGUGAUGAAAGGCGCCACGGUAGGUCUUCAGUUGGGCACCAAGUGCACGCCAGGUUCUGGCGGCCUCGGCACUCUUCAGAUCAUACAAGGGACGCCCGGACAGAAGGGCGGCGCCAUGCAGCAGAUUCAGGUCUUCAAGCAAGUCACUCCACAGACCGUUCAUCAUCUUGCUUCUGUAUCUUCCCACGGUGGGACUGUUCUCACUACCGCCAAGAAUAUAGGCAGCAGCAGCAACCUGCAAGGCACAACUAAAGUUUUGCCAGCAAGUGUUGCACAUCAAGGAAUUCGACAAACUAUUCAGGUUGUAUCGGCUGGUGGAUCGCUGGUCAGCAGUGCAGGAGCCAUCAGAGUUUCGGGCGCAGGCACAGGGUCGCCCACGCUCACGUUGCCGGCGUCCGCGGUGCGCAUGGCCACUCCGCAACUGCUUUCGCAGGUGUCAGCAGCCCUCCAGCAAGGCCAAACGGUAACUGUGCCUGGGCGUGGCGCCUCCUCCGCACCAACCAGCGUACGGAUCUCUCAGCCAAUAACAGUGCAGCCUCAGCAGCUUUCUCUUCAAACUUUACCACAGCAACAACAAACUACACAGAAUCCACCUCAGCAGCAGACGCCACAGUCGUCUUCUCAGCCUUAAAAGCGUACGCGACUCGAAAACUCUUUCUCUUAGACUGUGGGAGAAGAUGAAUAUGUGAUUGAAGAAGGGGGGAUUUACUGCCCUCGUCUCCAACUCAGCAGUUGUCAUCUUGGCAGAUUCCCGAAAUAUAAUCAUGUCAUUAAGGAAAUGAAAAUUUACUGCCCUAGACUCCAACUCAAUCGUUGUUUUCUGAGCAGAUCAGCUAUAAAUGCGGGCUCUGUCUGAAGGCACUAAACGUUUCACCUGUUAUUUGCCCUGUUCGAGAUACCAUUAGCACAGAAGCUCAACUGUGCGUACUGGUUUAGACACUCACAGUAUCUCAAAUGAAUUGUGUACGAGUUAUGUUUGCUAAUGCAAAGAUGCUGGGCAUUUCACUCACUUGACUGUUGUCAUAUGUCCUUAAGGAAUCAAUUAAAUUAUUGAGAUCAUAAGUCUCGCGGAAUAGGUCGGCGACUACGGAUCCAUGUACUAUGCAUUUAUGGUGAAAGUCUAUUUGAUGACGCUGUAUAUUUAUUAUUGACAUUUUUAUAGGAUUAAAAAAAAACUUGAAAUAAAUUUUGUAUUUAGUUGCAAUUUCACUUGAUAAUGCCGCUCACAUUUGAAUUAUAUUUCGAGAUUAACAUUUCUUAGUUUUCUUGGCUAGAGCUGUAAAAUACAGUUCAUCACUGGUGGAUAGGUAGGACCGUAGAUACUUCUCGUAAAUAUUAUUUUUUAAGGCAUUCGCGGACAUGAAAUCUGAACUGGGUGCUGUAGGGAGAUGCCGCUAAAAGUAGCGUUCUCUGUGGACGUACCCGCACUCCCGCGCUCUCUAAGUGUGUAUGCAUCCCCUGAAGCUUUUCAGCCAAAUAAAUAGUCAUUACCGA
This is a messenger RNA of Hyalella azteca, 9574 nucleotides long. It is a transcript of the gene dom, whose product is annotated as helicase SRCAP. Gene Ontology annotation, molecular function: histone binding; ATP-dependent chromatin remodeler activity; ATP binding. Lineage: Eukaryota; Metazoa; Arthropoda; Malacostraca; Amphipoda; Hyalellidae. The transcript is spliced from 37 exons. Gene Ontology annotation, cellular component: Swr1 complex. The record is from RefSeq and is a predicted model, not a curated record. The coding region runs from base 162 to 8711 and encodes 2849 amino acids.